AUGGCGGACUUACCUGAUAUGUCACACCUCACACCAGAGGAGAGGCGCAUCAUUGAAGAGGUUAUGAUGCGACAGAAACAAGAAGAGGAUCGGGAAAAUGAAAUAAUGAGGCGAAAACAAGACGAAGUUCAAAUUCUAGAAGAAACGAUACGUGCUCGUUCUGAAAAACACAAGAAAGCGGGAAUUGAGCUGGACGCGACAUGUGACAUAUGCAUGAAGACAAAGUUUGCCGAUGGCGUUGGUCACAUCUGCAACUACUGCAACAUCCGGUGUUGUGCGCGUUGUGGUGGUAAAGUCACACUGCGAUCUAACAAGGUGAUUUGGGUGUGUAUAGUGUGUCGCAAAAAGCAAGAAUUGUUAUCAAAAACCGGACAGUGGAUGGUAAAAACGGGAUUAGGUGCCGCGGAUCAAGCGAUGAUCAGACGAAUGCAAGAAGACAUGCACGGAGGACCUCUGACUCACACAGAAUUAUCUCAAGACAAGCGACCAAAAUUAGAGCGUGCCCAUAGUGCUGCUGAAAAAGAAAAUCUUCCAUUAUUGCAACGUAGCGGAAGUGCACUCAGACGGCAGUAUUCCCAACAAGAACAGAUUCCAAAUCGUCGACUGUCAACAAGUGACAGUGGUGUAGAAAUGUCAGUAUCACCUCAUUCCCGUAGUCUACCAACACCUCACGUGGUCGUAGGUUCAUAUCCACAACAAACACCACGACACCCAGCGGCCUUUCCCGAAGAUGAUCCAAAUAUCUAUCGUGGUGAGUUGGAUGGUCUUAUGAAGCAGCAUGCCCAGACGUAUCAACGAUCUCGUCAAAUUUAUCAGGAACAAAAUUCGAAUGUACCAAUUACUUAUGGUCAUACGGGUGUGGAUAAUUCGCGUGUCCAUCAAUCACAACAGCAUCAAAUUCAUCAGGUACCUGGAAAACAUCUGUCGCAAGCAUUACCACCACCUGGUUCAAACGCUGGCUCAUUACACCAGCAACGAAGUUUCAGUAGCAGCGAAGAAGAACGCAGCACACCUGAAUGUGCAAGUGAUGAGCCUGAUGAGUCGGAAAAGGGGAAGGGGUACUAUCAUCAUGUCGGAGGUUCAGCUUCGAUAUCUGGUGGCUCCCGUAGACAUGGCCCUCAUAAUGGACAUCAUAUCACCGGAACCGGCAUAAUUACCACUGAAUAUAAUGGUCAUCAUCCACCGCGAGAACCCCGAAAAGAAGAAAACACUCUUGUAAGACGGAGUUUCCGGAGAAGCGAUGAAUGGCGCGCCGACAGCCGGAGGUUCACUGAAAGAAGGGGGAAAAAGACAGUGCGGUUUGAUGGUGGGACCAAUGUUGCUGGUGAAGAGGAUUGGUCUUGGGAGGCUGAUCGUCAAGGUAGUCAAGACAGUGCAACCAAAGACUCUGGUAUAGACACCUCGAGUACUUUCACGAGCAGUGAAGACAGCAACCGCGGUGAUUUACCCAAGCAAUCGCAAGCGAGCAGUGAUGGUCAAAAAAUAAUAGUCCAUAUGAUACUACGUAAAUCAGCUGGACCAGGAAGUAUAUUGGGCCUUAAAGUUGCUGGCGGACAAUUAUUGGACGACGGUAGAAUAGGUGCUUUAAUUGAAAAAGUUAAAGAAGGUACACCUGCAGCUGUUGAUGGUCAAUUAAGACCAGGGGAUGAAGUUAUCGAGUGGAAUGGACAUUGCCUCCAAGGUAAAAAUUCCCAAGAAGUAGCCAACAUAAUCGCUGAAUCGCGAGAUGAGAAUCAAGUGGAACUAAUUGUUGCUAAAAAUCAUCCCGACUCAACAAAUAAUUCAAUAACCUGUAGUAAUUUACCUUCUGGAACUACUACGACGUCGAUGAAACCACAAAGACGUAUAACUGCGCAAGCCCAGUGGCGACAGACACACGAAACCAUGCCUAUUUUACAGCAGCCUCAUCACAGAGAAUUAUAUGAUGUAAGGAGAGAAAAACCAUCAGUACUCGUAACAUCACCUGGUUCACCAGACUUACAUGGGCAAGGACGUAAUAGACAUCCACGUUAUCCAACGACAAACGCAAAUGUCGGUGGAAAGUUACAAGUUAAAUUAGAUUUCAAUCCAGCAUGUAAUAGACUGAGUGUUACUGUUUUUCGUGCCACUGAAUUAACACCAAGAAGCAAUGGCCAACUUCGUAAUCCCUAUGCCAAAGUUUAUCUUCUUCCUGACAGGAACGAAAUGUCUAAAAGACGAACGAAAACUCUGGCAAACACAAACGAUCCCAGAUGGAAUGAAACAUUUGAUUAUAAUAUAAGAAAGUCUGAACUAAAACGCAGAUGGUUAGAAGUGUCAGUGUGGGAUUUUACAAUUCAUGAGGCUAACGACUUUCUCGGCGAGGCUGUUUUAGAGCUUUCGAAUUUAAGCGAAAAGGCACAAUGGCAGUGGCAAAAUUUGGUUGCUCACGAAGAACGUCGACCUAUUGGACAAUAUCACGAACCAUACGAUGACAUAGCCAUAACUCCAGUUGAUUAUCAUCUCAGUCCACCCUCGACGACAUCUCGUCUAAGUGAUUCAGAUACGUCGGAGUAUGACAUCACUGAUUGCGAUAUACCGCGAGAUCAGAGACGAACCGCAGAUGGUGCCAGCAUCAGCAGCCUCGGCAGUUCAUCUAGGUUUCAUAAUAUGCCGUCAAAUUAUAAGCGCCACUAUUCUAGCCCGCCACCGGAGAGAGAGUACGGAAGUCUGGACAAUGAACACCGCAGUCGGCGGGACAUGUCGUCAACGGGCAGCAAGAGAGCCGCAUUGAUGAUUUCACGUGAUCAACCAGUGUCUAUAUCUGGUUACCCACAGUGGAGAAAAGACGAACCAACAGCUCGCAGUAUGAUGGGUUAUAGAUCUCACAGUGCAGCUCCGAUGGACUCACCUUAUUUACGUUAUCGCGGCAGAUCACAAAGUCCAACUGGUCAUCGUUCAUUAUCACCACCUGACCAUAGAUCAAUACCUUAUUCUCAUGGUUAUAUGCCCGCAAGAUUUGGAUCGAGAUCAGCUACUGCAACGCCCACGGGAUCACCUAAAAAACGACAAUUGCCACAAACGCCAUUACUGAAAGAACGAAUGAUGACUCAAGAUGACGAAAGACAUCGAUUAAUGAGAUAUCCACACAGACUUGUUCAUACAACUUAUCGAAGUACGGGGAUCGGUGGUUGGGAACGACAUUACAGUGGCCGAUCGGACUCAGACCUAUUAUCAUCAAUGGGUCACGACCCCCCACUACUACCACACGCUCACCGCCUGCAUCACCGACCUCGUCGCGGUCACCUGAGUCCCGACAAAGAUGUCCUCGGUGAUUUUGGUGAUUCCGACAUGGAAAGCAUUAUUUCUGUUGCGAGUAGCGCUUUUAGUACUCAAUCAGAGCGACCUCGCGGAUCUCGGGCAUUAAUACCGACAGUUAAAAACAUAUUGGUACCCAGUGUCAUAUCCUAUUUGCCUUCUUUACCACCCUUAUUUAUUAGGCGCACUAGGCGCAAGCACAAAAUAAAAUUACCCAUUAACAACAACAACAACAACAGCAACACCAUAAGUAAUAAUAUCAACAAUAAUAUAAACAAUAAAAGCAUAAGCAUAAGUAAAGAAUGUAGUCAUUAUAACCCAAUUAGUAAUAGUAUUAAGACCUGGAAAACCCCAUCAAAUAAGUAUCAUAAUCCCACCACAAUAACCCCAACAAUUAAAAAACCUAAACCCAAAAUAACCAAUACCUCAAGCCCAAAUCAUCUCCUCGUACGGAGCAAAUCCGCAGUUGUACGCUCGAUGCACAGAAAACCGCGUGUGCCUAUCGUGAGAUCGCAGACUGUUGAUGACAACCUCUUCCGUUACACCAACUUGAGUAAUUUGAGCAACAGCAACACGAGCAACAGUAGCAGUAACUUUAUAAAAGACUUUUGUCUUAAUAAAUAUCGGGACUCUUCAAAUAUAACCGAUGAUUCAACGAGGAUUUAUAACUAUUACGUUUAUGAUGACAAUAAUAGAGACCAAUGUCUUGACAUUGACAGAAGAUACAGCAAUAAAUCAUUACGUGAUGCGUCAUCUUGUCGCUAUGGUACCUCGAGUGAUCGUAAGAGCAAGUUGUCAUUGAAUAGCAAAGUUAAUUAUUUAAAUUACAAUAUUGUUGAUGACUUUUUUGUCGAUCUACGUGAUAGAAUAAAGAGAAUCCAAGUGCCUAGACGUGCUAAAAGUGUUGAAUAUGAAUCAGUGUCGAGUAAUAUAUUUAGUGAUGACAGUCUCAGAACAGCUAGACGUAAAGUAAAGCGUAAUUUAACAGUAACUGGUGAUAAAUUGCCGUAUUUAAAUGACCAGAGUAAGUCAUACUACGAUUCAACUGGUGAUAGUUCAAAAAAUUCCGAAAGUAUUGUCGAUGAUUCUGAUGAAUUUAAUAAUGAAUGCCGCAGUAAUUAUCGUAAAAAGUAUUACUCUUUGUACGUUAAUGAUGGUGGCAAUAGUGAUGAAAAUUUAAAUGAUGAUAAUGAAAUAGAUAAUAUCAUCGACGCUGUCGAGGCAAGCAAUGAGUAUGACAGACAUUUAUUUAAAAUAAAUUCUAGUAAACGUUUAAAUAGUAAAUAUAAUAAAAGUAAUGAUGAUGGUGAUAAUCAUCAUCCGUACGGAUUUAUUGAUAACGAUCAUAUUUAUUGUAGUAUUGAUGAUAAUCGAGGUGACUGUCGUUACUCGAGUGCUCAUGACACUUAUGAUAGUAGUAGUUUAGAUAAUAAAGUGCCAAAAAAAUAUUGUGAUGAUAAAUUAGCAAGCAAUGAUCAAAAUAAUUAUAGUUGUGAUAGCAGAUCAUUGUGUUUAACAAAAAGAACUAAAAGUACUGAUUCAUAUUUAGAAGAUAAUUAUGAUACUAAAUAUUAUGAUAACUAUAGUAAUCAUGGUAGAGAUAAUUACGAAGAUUCUCGGGGUAGAUCGCGUAGUUUUGGUGGUAGAACCGAGCCAUUUAUAUCAUUUGAAGCAGCUUAUGAUGACACGUGUCCAAAAUCAGACCGUAAAAGUAUUAAAAUUUUGGAAAAAGCUGAAUCCUCGCCGACUCUUCAUCCUGAAGAUGAUGAUAUUUGUGAUACCUGGGAAUCUACGCGGCAAAUGUCACGUAGACGUCGUAACAGUAGCUGUCCAGAAGCACGUGAUAUACGUAAUUUAGAGAGUCCAUUAAAUGAAACUGUUAGUAUUAAUUUUUUUAUGGGUUCUGAUGAUGACUUUGGAUCUACGGAAACAGUCGUUGGUCCAGAUUAUCGUAAAAAUUCAGUAAAAGAUGUUAAAAGUGAUAGGUUUAGUUCAUCUGUUGUACCACGUGAUUGUGAUGAUGAUAAUUUUAAAGCUCAAAUACGUACGGACCGGUCUGGUUCGUAUCCAGGACCAGCAAGACGUGACUUAAAUGAUGAUUUAGAUUACUCACGUAGUCGAAAAACAAGUUGCCCUGAGUGCCGUGAAUUGUAUAGCAAUAGACGUGAUAGUAAUUAUCAUUAUACAUAUCCAGAUACUAGAAAGUCAUCAUCACGUGUGUCUAUUAAUCGGUCGCAAGAAAUUUAUCACGAUAAAUAUCCGCAAGAUUCGCGGCCGAAGAAGUUACAGUCGCAAGAACGUAAAGAUUUGUUUGGUAAAAAAAGCAAUGAGAGACGUUUAGCUGCUGACGAACGCGAACAAAGUGGCAGCAAAAGAAAUGUUGCGAUAAGUGAUACGCUAGAAUAUUAUGAAUAUUCGAUGGAAAGUGAAAGCCAGUGCAGCGAAAAUUGCGGAUUUGGCCCGUAUGAUUUAUCACUUAGGCCCCGAAACCGAGCACCCCGCCCCGGUAACGCUAAUUCAAAUAUCUUUGAUUCCCAAACCGCUACCUCCGACACUGCUAAAAAUCACCCACGGGUCAACGAUCAUCACAAUGAUACCAUUCCACGACGUAAACGACGUGAUCCAUCCAUGAUCAAUGAUGCUGCCAAUGAUGACACUGGUUCGUCCUCUAAAACUGCUUACAAAAUUACCACUGACUCUAAUUCUACUAAAACGUCCGUUGAUUCCGUCCGAAUCAAUAACAAUGCUGAUAAUAAUCCUGACGCUGAUAAUUUUCAACGUAAACGGAGUAGUGGUGAUUACAAUAGUCCUGGUGGUUCAUAUGAAAAAAACACGAGACAUCAGGUGACGGGUAAUGGCCACAAUGGACACACCAAGAGGGGACAAUUCAGCAGGAGUCUUAGCAAUGCCGAUGGACCACCUGAUGAAAAAGUUGCUGACGGAAGUUUGAGUGACACCGCAGUGGGUCUUCACGUGGAAGAAGCGGCCCGCAGAGCGCGAAAAAGUUCACCAGGUAGUAAAAGCGGAAGCGGUAGCAGCAGCGGCGGCGGAAGUGCUUCGCAAUAUCAAGCCGGAUUAGGCAAGAAGAGUAACAGCACCAGUCAGCUCUCGGCGACAGAGUGCAUCAGCGUGGUUGGUGUCAACGCCGAUUCAAGGAGUACUGGUAUACCAGUUACCCGUAAGCGGAACAGCACACCCAGCAGCUUUCAACGUUCCCAGGAGGUUGUACCCAUGUAUCAACGUCUUGGUGCCACUAAACAGCCGGGUUCGGUUACCAGUGACACCGCGGGAUCACUCAACUCGAUUUCUAGUUCCGAAGCAAGUUCCUGGUCUCCGUGUUUGAGAUCGACGGGUGAAGGAGGACAACUCAGUGAAUUUAUCGACGGCCUUGGACCAGGUCAAUUAGUUGGUAGACAAGUACUUGGAGGAUCUUCACUUGGUGACAUACAGUUGGCCCUGAAUUAUACUAAGGGCUAUUUAGAAGUCGAAGUUGUUAGGGCAAGAGAUCUUCAACCAAAACCAGGCAGCAAAAUACUUCCAGCUCCUUACGUUAAAGUUUAUCUGGUUAACGGUAAAAAAUGUAUAGCUAAAGCCAAAACGACAACAGCGAGAAAAACACUGGAGCCUUUUUAUCAGCAGCCUUUGGCUUUUCGUGAAAAUUUUCAAGGUUGCAUUUUGCAGGUGACAGUGUGGGGUGAUUAUGGACGAUUAGAAGGUAGAAAAGUAUUCAUGGGUGUCGCACAAAUAAUGCUGGACGAUUUAAAUCUCAAUGAAAUGGUAUUCGGAUGGUACAAACUCUUCGGCACCACGUCCCUGUGAAAUCAAUGGAACUCGAGUGUACAUCACAUCGAUAUAAAUGCAAACAAGGUGUACUUAUAAAAAUUAACGCCUGUUAAAUAAAAGAAAAUAAAUAAAAAAAUUAGAACUGAUAAACUUAAAAAUAAAUAAAAAUAAAAGUGAGUGAUUUACUGAAUAAAAUUUAAUGUAAAAGUGAUUAGUGCACUAAAUUAAAUGCAUUUAAUCCAAGUAAAAUAUGUUAUCACAAAAUAAGUGACAAAAAUUUAAAUAAUUAUUAAAUUAAAAUAUAAUCAUUAAGAAUUAAUUA
Molecule: messenger RNA, 7381 nt
Organism: Microplitis demolitor
Lineage: Eukaryota; Metazoa; Arthropoda; Insecta; Hymenoptera; Braconidae
Gene: Rim
Product: regulating synaptic membrane exocytosis protein 2
Exons: 24
Coding region: 1-7095 (2364 amino acids)
Biological process (GO): positive regulation of synaptic transmission; regulation of membrane potential; calcium ion-regulated exocytosis of neurotransmitter
Cellular component (GO): presynaptic membrane; cytoskeleton of presynaptic active zone
Molecular function (GO): small GTPase binding; transmembrane transporter binding
Source: RefSeq, a predicted model, not a curated record